GGGUUAAGAGGGCGGAAUAGUUGCCUGGGUGACGUUUGCUGAACGGAAAUGUUGCAGAGAGAGUGAUCACUGUUCGUGGACCCUACUACACGUGUGCUGUAUGCAGGAUCUUCCUGAGGAGGGCUGCAGUCCUUGCCACUGUUCGCGAUGUUUGUCCUAGUAGAGAUGAUGGACACUGUGCGGACAACUCCGUGGCAGUUUGAACGCAAACUAAAUGAUUCAAUCGCAGAAGAGCUGAACAAGAAAUUGGCCAAUAAGGUUGUAUAUAAUGUGGGCCUUUGUAUUUGCCUACAUGACAUUACUAAACUGGAAGACUCUUAUAUUUUCCCUGGCGAUGGAGCUUCUCACACCAAAGUUCAUUUCCGAUAUGUUGUCUUCCAUCCUUUUCUUGAUGAGAUCCUAAUGGGAAAAAUCAAAGGCUGCAGCCAGGAAGGGGUUCAUGUGUCUCUUGGCUUUUUUGAUGAUAUCAUUAUACCUCCAGAGUCCCUGCAGCAGCCUGCUAAAUUUGAUGAAGCAGAGCAAGUAUGGGUAUGGGAGUAUGAGACCGAGGAAGGAGCUCAUGAUCUGUACAUGGAUAUUGGAGAGGACAUCAGAUUCCGUGUGGUAGAUGAGACCUUCAUAGAUACUUCUCCAACUGGGCCCAGCUCUGCUGAAGCUUCCUCCUCCACAACUGCAGAGGAGACGCAACGCAAGGAAGCACCAUAUACAUUGGUGGGCUCCAUAAGUGAGCCGGGGCUGGGCCUUCUUUCCUGGUGGACCAACAACUGAUGAACAACAAUGCUGUAUUUGUGGCUUUUCCAGUUCUGUAAGCCUCUCCGUCAUCCAGAAUACUGAAGACUAAAAUAUAGUACCGCUGUAGCCACUGAAGGACAUUGCUCAGCUAUUGAGACCAAUGGGAGCUUAUGAGGCUUAUAAAAUCAGAUGUUGAAACCUGAUUUUAAGGAAGAGAAGGAGCACAUUUUUCCUUGUAAGCUUGGUUCAGAAUCCUUUAUGCUAAAGACCGAAAAUUACCAGCAUGGGGGGCUCUUUUUAUCUAAGGUGGUAUUCUUUUACUUUCGACUAAAGAAAUUAAGUUGAAACCAACAAAUCAAAUUGUCUUAUUUAAAGCUGCAGAGCAUUUCAAGCUCAUUCCCAAAGAAACAGAUUGGGGAAACAGAUUUGAGUUUCAGUUGUAAAUUAGGCUUUCCUGACUCUUUGUAUUAUUUGUCAUGUGACUGUGGUUGCCAUGGUGGUCACAUGAAACUUGAAAAACUAGAAGUAAUAGCUGAAAAAGAUAAGUGAAAAACAAAAGAGUGAUGUAUAUCUUACAGUGAAAAGUGGAAUUUAUUAAGUUAAAAAAGCAAAAACUGAGAUUGUAGCUUUAAGAUCACUGGCAGUGUUAAUAAAAUAGCUUUUUGAACAGAACUCAUGGGCAUUAUGCAGUAUCCUCUUCUGUGUAGCUCUGUAUUUCUGUAAAGAUUUGUAAAUUUCAUGUGGCUUUUUAAUUUUUUUUUUUUUUUAAAGGCUGUAAUAAACAUGGUGUUCAUCUCUUAUAA
Molecule: messenger RNA, 1535 nt
Organism: Pseudophryne corroboree (corroboree frog)
Lineage: Eukaryota; Metazoa; Chordata; Amphibia; Anura; Myobatrachidae
Gene: POLR3H
Product: RNA polymerase III subunit H
Exons: 7
Coding region: 148-768 (206 amino acids)
Biological process (GO): transcription initiation at RNA polymerase III promoter; DNA-templated transcription
Cellular component (GO): RNA polymerase III complex
Molecular function (GO): DNA binding; DNA-directed RNA polymerase activity
Source: RefSeq, a predicted model, not a curated record